GAGCCGUCAAAGACUGCGGCAGAGUUUGGGUUGCUCAAUUGAGAAAAUCGAAGUAAAACAUGGAUACGAAAGAGGUGACGAUCAUUAUCAAGUGGAGCGGAAAGGAAUAUCCUAUCGAGGAUCUGACCGAGCAUGACACCGUCGCUGUGCUGAGGCAUGAAAUUUGCAAAAAAACACAGGUCCGGCCGGAGCGUCAAAAGCUGCUAAAUUUGAAGCACAAAGGGAAGCCUGUAACGGAUGAUAUAAGACUUGGCGUUUUGGAACUGAAGCCGAAUUUUAAAGUGAUGAUGGUUGGAUCGUUGGAGUGCGACAUUAUGGAGGCUUCAUCGCGGCCUACCGACAUUGGAAGCGUUGUAAACGACCUCGAUAAAGAAGAGGACGAUAACGUGCCGCUGGAGAACAAGGAGAUCUACCUGACAAAAAUAAACAAGCGCAUUAAGGAAUACACCAUCAAGGAGCUAAAUCCGCCGCGCGAAGGCAAAAAGCUACUAGUGCUGGACAUCGAUUACACAAUAUUCGACCACCGUUCUGUAGCCGAAAACGGAGCUGAAUUGAUGCGCCCGUAUCUACAUGAAUUCCUGGCGGCGGCUUACCAGGACUACGAUAUUGCUAUUUGGUCGGCCACUUCAAUGCGCUGGAUAGUGGAAAAGAUGAAACUGCUUGGCGUAACCGAUGAGACGCGGGAUUACAAGCUGGUUUUUAUGUUGGAUGAUGCGGCCAUGAUCACUGUUUUGUGCCCGCUGCGUGGCGUAAUUGAGGUGAAACCGCUGGGUGUAAUUUGGGGCAAAUACACCCAAUACUCGUCGAAGAACACGAUCAUGUUCGAUGAUCUGCGACGAAACUUUCUGAUGAAUCCAAAGUCCGGUCUGCGCAUCAAACCGUUCUCGGAGGCGCACCUGAAUCGUCACAAGGAUAAGGAGCUGCUGAAGCUGGCCAAGUAUCUGAAAGCAAUCGCGGAAAACUGUGAUGACUUCGACAUACUGAAUCAUCGGCGAUGGGAGGAUUAUCUAUUGAAGAAACGCUCUAGUUAAAUCUCUGCUGUAAUGAUGUUGCA
Anopheles cruzii is the source of this 1054-nucleotide messenger RNA. RefSeq names its product ubiquitin-like domain-containing CTD phosphatase 1 (gene Ublcp1). The coding region runs from base 60 to 1031 and encodes 323 amino acids. Gene Ontology annotation, biological process: protein dephosphorylation. The transcript is spliced from 4 exons. NCBI's taxonomy places the organism in Eukaryota, Metazoa, Arthropoda, Insecta, Diptera, Culicidae. The record is from RefSeq and is a predicted model, not a curated record. Gene Ontology annotation, cellular component: nucleus. Gene Ontology annotation, molecular function: protein binding; protein serine/threonine phosphatase activity.